Molecule: messenger RNA, 5088 nt
Organism: Bipolaris maydis ATCC 48331
Lineage: Eukaryota; Fungi; Ascomycota; Dothideomycetes; Pleosporales; Pleosporaceae
Source: RefSeq, a predicted model, not a curated record
AUGGCCACUUCACCACCAGGCUCGCCCGCCAACGGUGUUACGCGGCCCAUGAGCGCCAUGUUGCGCUCCAAUCGCAGUUCCAGUCGUAUGAGUAUCAGCAGCAAGCCUGGUGAGAGCAAGGCGUCGGACGAAGACAGCAGGACCGCCGUCAAAGUUGCCGUCCGUGUGCGUCCUGCACUCCAGCAUGGAGAUCCUGGCUACGAACUCAUUCCUCAACGAUUUCGCAAUGCCCUGUGUCACGUCACUUCGCCCUCGAGCCUGACUGUAGACGCGGCUGGAGGCAAGAAAGUCUUCAUUUUUGACCGUGUCUUUGACCAGGACAUUAACCAGGAGGGUAUCUUUGAAUAUGUCGCAGACAGCGUCCACUCCUUCGUCCAGGGCUACAAUGUCUCCAUUCUUGCCUACGGCCAGUCUGGCGCUGGAAAGUCGUACACAAUGGGCACCACGGGCCCACGAGAUCAAGCCGAUCCCGAAGUUAUGGGUAUCAUCCCCCGCGCAGCCGCAUUGCUGUUCGACAAACUUGAUGGGUCCAACAAAAGCGCCGGCUCCGGCAUUCGCGCUCCAAGUCGCUUAUCUGGAAUUCAGAACUUCACUGCCAAGUCUUCAACAUCGCAGGCGAAUAGAAACUGGCAGCUGAGGGCCACGUAUGUAGAGAUUUACAAUGAGCAACUUCGCGACCUGCUACUACCCGAAAACGUAGCCCAAGGCGAGCGGCCUCAGGUAAACAUCCGAGAGGACCGUGAUGGUCGCAUUCUCCUCACUGGACUCACCCAAAUACCCGUAAACUCGAUCGAUGAUUUGCUUGGUGCCCUCAACUUCGGCUCCUCAAUCCGGCAGACUGACGCGACUGCCGUCAAUGCCAAAUCGUCGCGCUCCCAUGCCGUGUUUAGUUUGAACUUGGUACAGAAGAAAUCUUCGCCAACAACAACAUCAACCCGCGAGAAGCGCCGGUCCGUGCCCAUCGAAAUGAUGUCUGGCUCUAGCGAGAGCUGGGUAACUGUGGAUAGCAAGCUCCAUUUCGUCGAUCUGGCGGGAAGCGAGCGGCUGAAAAACACAGGCGCGCAGGGCGAGCGCGCCAAGGAAGGUAUUUCAAUCAACGCAGGUCUUGCAAGCUUGGGAAAAGUUAUUUCGCAGCUGUCGGCACGCUCUCACGGGGGCUAUGUUUCGUACCGCGACUCUAGGCUUACGCGCCUUCUGCAAGACUCGCUUGGCGGUAACGCUAUCACAUACAUGAUCGCCUGCGUCAACCCAGCUGAAUUCCACCUAAGCGAAACCCUGAACACGGUCCAAUACGCCCAGCGCGCCCGUGCUAUCCAAAGUAAACCCCAGAUUCAGCAGGUCCAUGACGACAGUGAUAAACAAGCCGCUAUCGACCGGUUGAGAGCCGAAGUUCAAUUUCUCCGAGACCAGAUACGACUAUCCGAGCGCGCGGAUAGAAAGAAGACCGGCCCCCAAGAGCGCGCUGAGCGGCAAGACGAGCGUGAAGCUGAGCUUCAGAAUCAGCUGCUGGAUAUUCAGGAAAACUACAACGCCCUAAGUGCGCGUCACGCUAAACUUAUCUCCGAGAUCACCAAAGCACGUGACAACAGCGAGACGGAAACGCCUAUGCUCAAGGAUGCUAUUGGUGAUUCUGCAGUAGAACGAUUGAAGAGAUCAAACUCUUUCGCCGAGGCGGUCGAAUCUGUUGUUCUCGAAUACGAAAAGACGAUUCAGACUCUGGAAUCCUCUCUCUCCAACACGCGAUCUACCUUGUCAACCCACGAAAGCGAUUUGCUGGAAAAGGAGACUCGCAUCGCCAUCCUCGAGAGCCAGAAUCAGCAUUUGCAGUCUCGUCUCCAAAAGGCAAUGGAGCGUGACGCCAACAACGAAGAGUACGUCCAGUCACUCGAACGCCAAAUCGACUCCUCAGUCAAUGGCAUUGAGAAGAACGACACCGUAAUAUCUGAACUGCGCGAAAAGCUGCAAAAGGCUCGUGAGAACGAGGCCAGCAGUGAAGAGUACAUCUCUACAUUGGAAGAGCGCCUCGCCGAAAACGAGCAAGAAACCGAGAUGAUGAGUCGUGAGAUUGAGCGACUCAAGCAUGUUGUCGAAAGACAACGUAGUGUUGCUAAACUAGACAACUUGCUCUAUGAGCUCGACAGGACGGACUCAAAAGCCGAAGAAAACCACGUCAAUGGUCACUCAAAGACUCCUAGUGAUCCCUUCAUCGACAAGCAUACCAACCUCGAGAGGCGAGUAACCACUGACAGCAUGCACCAAUUUGGUACGCCUAUCGAUGCCAUUCCCGAGGAGGCUGGCAGCGAACGUCCCCAGACCGCCAGUACCGCUGCUCACCAUGCUGAUGCCGAGGAGCAAAAACCCAAUUUUGCUGUCAAGGCCAUCUCCAAUGAUGGAAUCCGUGACGAUAGCGACGAUGGACCAUCCAGCCCUGCACAAGUCCGCUUCGUUCACGAUAAGCUUGACACAGUCACGCAAGAGUUGCUUGAUCUCCGUGUAGAACACGAAGGGACACUCCAAGACUACGAGAAGCUUGCCAGCAAGUACCAGGAGGCUUUGCGCACUUUGGCAGCUCUUCAAGACUCUGUCGAUGAGGCGCGUCACCACGUUGCGUCAUCUGCACCAUCUUCUCGACCGACAUCUUUUUUAUCAAACGCGGGGGUGAAUGGCCUCACAGCAGAGGAUGGACAACCUUCGUCCUCGCGUACCUUGUCUGCGGAAUUGUCCUUAGCGGAGUCUGGCAGUACCAGUAUUCCAGACGAGGAGACGGAAGUUGGCCAUGAUGAGGCUACUCCGAGACGAGCUUCAGUCGCCUCUCUGAGCCAAGAGCAACACAUUCCCGAGACUAUCCUUGUUCAGGAAUUGAAGGCCUUGAAGCUACUACAAAGUGAGAAGGAGGAGCGCAUUAGUGAGCUCGAGCAGACUUACUCUGAGCUACAAGAACAACACCAAGACACGCUCGACUACGUCGAAGAGCUCAAAUCAGAGAUCACCAAGGCUCAGCUGAACCGACCAGCUUCGCCAUCAAUGCACAUGAUUCGUCGAAAGUCGAGUCAAGCAGUCCUUGCAAACGACCGCGCCAACCGUGCUGUUUCCUCUCUUCGGAACCUUGUGCUGGACAGGCUGGACGAGGACGAAGACGCCAUACAGAACUUUGAGCUCAAUCUCAACACGAUCAUGUCCGAGAUUCAAGUACGCUCAGACAGAGUUCAAGAUCUGGAGUUUGAGGUUCAGUCCAUACGCAAGGAGAUGGAAGGUAAAAUGACUUUGAUCAGUGGUUUGACAAAGGAACGGUCUAGCUUGAAGGCUGGAUCUCCUCUUGACAUCUCUAUUGUUGCUUCAAUGCAGGAUCAGAUGAAGCAAAACGAGGACCACAUCCGAGAGUUGAAGGACUCGCACGCCCAGCGGGAGCAGGAGCUCAAAGCUCAAAUCGAGACACUCAAGUCUUCUUCUGUCAAGCUUGGCGCGUCAUCGGAGGACCUGCUCUCACACCGACAGAUGCCCGAUACCCCUCGGACAACCAACGGUGAUGGCGAGGCCGACGAAGAUGCCGCUCGCCACGAUGAACUCAUCAAGCUUAGUGAUGAAGCUGCUCACUGGCACUCCAAGCACCUUGAGGCUAUUGAAGCCACCAAGGCCUCGGAGAGGCAGCAUAUUGAGACUGUUCGUGAGCUGGAAUCUGCCAAGCAACGACUUGAAGUAAACCACGCUCUGCGCUUGUCUGAGAUCGAGCAGACAAGAGCUUUGAACAAUGCUGCUCGUCUUGCCGAGCUUGAGGAGUCACAUACCAACAUUGUCAGGCAAUUCGAGGAAGACUCACAAGCCCGUUCGCUCACUGAGAAAGAACUCGAGACUCAUCGAUCUCUCGUCACCAACCUGGAAAGACAGAUUGAGGAGCAUAAGGCAGCGAUCGAGUACCAUCAACAAGGCAUGGACUCUAUCCAGAAGACACACGCUGCUGAGCUCGAGAAGCUCACAUCAGAGCUUACGACUCACAAAGAGACAGCAUCUUCUCUAGAGGCUGAUCUCUCCAAGGCGAAGACCGAGAUGGAGACGCUACUUCAAGGUGUUUCGGCUGCCUUGGGCGAAGAAACAGACAUCAGCACCAUCCAGUCACAUAUCGAAGGGUUGGUCCAAGAGCGCAAGUCAAUUGCCAGUCGACUAGAUGAGGCUGUCAAAGACCUUGAAUCAGCAAGGAAGGAACUUGCAGAGGCUACCAGUACCAUCAACAAGCUCAAGAGCAACCUCAAAGAGUUUGAGCUUAUCAACGCCGAGACGCUGAAAGAACUUGAGAAGGUCAGUGAGAAAGAGCUCAAGAGUGCUCGUCUUGUACAAGAACUGGAGGACCAGCUCAACCAGAACUGGGACCAGCAUGAGGCUGCCAACAACCGACUCUCUGCUCUGCAAACUGAGCGCUCUCGCGAGCUUCAAGAUGCUAUGACCCACAGCGAGGAACUUGAAAAGGAAGUACAGGAAUCACGCAUCAAGAUUGCGCUCCUAGAGUCCCAACUUGUUGAUGCAAAGCGCAACUCUGCCCGUGUAUCUGUGGAUCCCCGCGAGGACCUCCAACGAUCCAACUCAAACAACUCCACUGCGCGCAAGAACGCUGCACACACUUCCUUGCCCUCACCCCCGCCAGCUAUUCCUCUUCCCCCUCUUCCUCCUGGCAGUCCACCACCCCAAACCAAUGCACCUUCUCCUCCUACCUCGCGUCACCAGAGCAAGGACAUUGCUCAUGCUCAGUUGGUCGAGGAUCAGGAAGCUCGUAUUCGCACCAUUGAGAAGCAUCUCUUUGCCGAGAAGCAGCUUACAGCUACCUUGGAGGAUGCUUUGACUGACCUCGAGGCCUCCAGCACAAAGACCAAGGCUGAUCUGGAUCAAUUCAGGAAGAAGUGCGCCACUCUAGAAGAAGAGCUCAAUGUUAUGCGCAAGGAGCGCAGCGCAGCACGCCACUCUCUUCAAGCUGUCGAGGAGGAGCGCAAUGCCCGUCUACGUGUUGAAGCUGAGCGUGCUCACCUGGAAGCACGCAUGGCAGCUCUCAACGACGCCCAAAAGAAGGGUAGGAAGAAGGGUACACUCAACUGCUUCUAA